This is a messenger RNA of Paracoccidioides lutzii Pb01, 1104 nucleotides long. RefSeq lists its product as hypothetical. Gene Ontology annotation, molecular function: DNA-binding transcription factor activity; transcription cis-regulatory region binding. Gene Ontology annotation, biological process: regulation of DNA-templated transcription. The transcript is spliced from 2 exons. Bases 1 to 1104 code for a protein of 367 amino acids. The record is from RefSeq and is a predicted model, not a curated record. Gene Ontology annotation, cellular component: nucleus.
AUGUCUCACCUAAAUCCUUCAUCUGCAGGCCGCAUCCUACCCGGCACUGCUCCAGGGGAUUCCGGCGCUGGUUUGGCAGACAAUAACAACAUCAACAACAACAGCGCCAACAAUCAGCCGGAUGUGGAACUUCCCAUCCCAAUUGAUCCCAGACUCCAAAUAAGCGUCGGUAGUACCCAGCAGCCGCAGGAGUCGCGCCUUGUUGAUGUUAAUGCAACCGAGGCCAUUCAGCCUGAAAACUUCCACCGAGACAGAUCUCCCUCAGGGGACACUCUGCUCCAGGACCCGGAACAAGACCCGGUGGAAGAGGCUGCAGGCCAGAGCUUGCCUAAGCCACAACAGACCCGACAAACCGCCAGCCAGGCCGUCGAUUCGCAGCUGCCGAAAAGGGUGGAGAAGCCGCAGAAGCCAAAGGACCAGCCUGACGUGACUGGGAGGCAUUCAGCCGCAGAGAUCGCUGCUGUCGAAGCGUUCAAAACCCAAUUCUGCGAGGCCAACAGCAUGUCAGGCGAGGACUUUGGCCGUAUGGUCCAGCACCGUGAGACCGAAAACGGAGACUUCUCAUCUCUAGGUUCCAACUUGACGAGAUCCGAAUUCUGGGACCUAUUGUACGCCCUUACGCCAGGUCGACGGCCCCGCGAUGUCCAACGUUACAUGCGCUCCCACUACGUGGCCACCUCUCAGAAGCCACGCAAGUGGACAAAGGAACAAGACGACGAGCUAGUCGCAUUGCACGUUGAGCAUGGGCCCAACUGGGCCAAGAUCGCCGAGAUCUUGGGCCGUGCUCGCGACGACGUCAACACUCGCUUUCGCAAACGUGUGCAACAUCGAGACACCCAGACCCGCGGGCCAUGGAGUUCCAACGAGUGCACGCGUCUCGAGAGCGCAGUGCGACAAUGGCUGGAUAUCGCCCAGUUCCCCGCAACGGCCAUCUAUACCACCAGUGACUCCAAGCCGGGGGACAUCUACCGGAUAGACCCCCGUUAUAUCCUGUGGACGCAGGUGAGCGAUUUCAUGGGCAACACGAGGACCAGGGAGCAGUGCUCGGCGAAGUGGAAGACGAUGCGGUUGAAGAAGGGAAGGGAAACUUCCAGCCCCAGUUGA